Molecule: messenger RNA, 3208 nt
Organism: Siniperca chuatsi (mandarin fish)
Lineage: Eukaryota; Metazoa; Chordata; Actinopteri; Centrarchiformes; Sinipercidae
Gene: ccdc15
Product: coiled-coil domain containing 15
Exons: 10
Coding region: 309-1616 (435 amino acids)
Cellular component (GO): centrosome
Source: RefSeq, a predicted model, not a curated record
CGCCUCCUGGCCAGGUGGGGGCAGUAAUGCGCCAGUGAGCUGUUUGGCAAACGCCAGAAAGUAAAAGAAGAUUAAGUGAGCGAAACUCAAACUAAUCUGUUGGUGUUUGUUGUGCUUAGACAAACGUUACAGGGAUUUUUCUUUGUUUCUCUUGUUCUGGUUGGCGAAUAUCUUGAAUAAUACAGUCGACAAACCCGUUACAACGUUACAUCAAUGUAUAACCUCGCCAACGGUAAACCGAGAAGAUAUCUUAAGCAGUGAGUUAGCAUCACCGUACGUUAGCUUGGCUAACGAAGCUAACGUUACCAAUGAGUACCAGCCGGCUUGUUCCUGCGACAAACGGCAGGAUUAAAGCGUCAGUCAGUCGGAGCAAGGAGCACCCAGCCUCCAGAGCCAACAAGGUGCUGGCCGAGAGGAACCAGGCGGUGAUGGCGGUGGGAGCCUGGGUGGAGGGCGGACAAGACUUCCUGGAGCACCCGUCUGCUCUGGCUUUGCUGACGGAGGAGAUCCAGGCAGCAAAGAGGAGGGAGAAUGAAGAGAGCCUUCGACGAUUUCAAGACGAAGUACGCCAUCGUGUGGCGCAGCAAGUUCAAGUCAGCAAGAAGAGACAUCAGCCACAGACAGACUCAGUGGUGAAACCUGACAGGAGAAUCCCACAACAGCAGUAUCAGGUCUGGACCCAACAUGUGUCUGCUGGAGGUGCUGCACAACACAGGGUGAUGGAGAGGAGCUCUCAUGAGUCUAGUGAAGGCAUGAGGCAGGGCAGACUCAGACUGGCGGCCUGUCGGAUGAUCCCACGUGGGGAAAUCACGUCAGACCUUCCUGGAGGCAAAUGGAACAUCUCUCCAACCAGACAUAAAGCUGAAUCUCACGUGCUGAGAGCAGAGCAGGAAGUUGAAGAAGAGGAGGAGGAUGUUGAGGGAGAAGAGGAAGAGGGAGAUGAUCAUAUCUUCACGAGUCUACACGAAUGUCCCCUCGUUAAGCAGAAGCUGAGUGGACCUAUGUUGUGGGAUUCUGACAAAUCACAACCUGAUCCUGGUUUCCAGUCCAACCUCAGAGUCCCACAGGUCCUGUGGCCUCUGUCUGAUCAAGAAGAACUGAAAAGACAGCGUCAGUCUCAGUUCCUGAUGCACCGCCGUAUGUACAUGAACAUUGAGCGAGAGCAAGUGAAGGAGAACAAACAGCACAGGAAACACCUGAAGAGGACGGCAAGGAUCAAAGCAGAGAAAGAACAGGUUCGUCUGGAGGAAGAGAGAAAGUUGGAGAGCGUUCGGCAGCUCGCAGAGGCCCGACAGAAGCUGGAGGAGAGAGAGCUGCUGAUUCUGGAGCGAAUGAAGCUUGAGGAGGAGGAGGAGGAGGAGAGAGCUUUGGAGCUGCAGAGGAGGAAAAAAGAGGAGAAAGGGAAAGUAUCUGCAAGGUUCAUUGAGGCUCUGAGAGCUCAGAUGAAGGAGCGACUGUCUCAGGAGAAGCUGGAGCUCCCUCCUCUCUGCUGCUGUGCUUCCUCUUUCUGGGACUCCCACCCGGACACCUGUGCAAACAACUGUGUCUUCCACAACAAUCCCAAAGCUUAUGCCAAGGCGUUACAUUCAACAAUGUUGAGUUUGGAUUUACAGUAAAGGAAGCUGAUGAGCUGCAGUGGGCAUUUCCUGGUAGAAACAGGCUCCUUGCAGCCUGUUUAAAGGAACAGUCCAACAUUUUGGAGUCAGUUUUACCUCUGUCCGAGAGUGGUCCAGGACGUGUUUAGCCUCCAGACUGAAAUACUUCACCAGAUAUUAGAUGGAUUGUCGUGACAUUUUGUACAGGCAUUCAUGUUUUCCACAAGAUGAAUCCAAAUGACUUUGGUGAUCCCUGACUUCUCAUCUAGCGCUACCAGCAGGCCAAAGUUUUCACUUAUCCUGUCAAAUAAUAAUAUGUCAACAUCUACCUGAUGAAUUUGCGCAAACUUUUGUACAGACGUUGAUUGUUCCUAGAUGAUGUAUCCUAAUAACCAAAUGAAUAAUAAAAAAAUAGCUUGGUGAAGCAGUUUAUAUGAUCACAUCAAUCUGAUGCUAUUUCAGUCGUAAUUCUACUGUAUUUCACAUUGUAAAUGGUCACAUCAUGUCUUAAAAUGUGAUACAGCAGCAUUUCAAGAAUAAAACAUGACCUCUGAUUUUAUUUUUAUUUUUUUAUUGGAAAGGAGGCUGUGAUGCAGAGGAUUAAUGAGCUCUGGCAAUCCGAUGUCUCCCGCAUAAACACCAGAAUGCCGAGUUAAAGCUGACCCGUCUGAUGUGUGUAGAGUUGUGUGUGGUUAUUCUGUAGCAGCCUGGUGUCAUUUGCAUGUGAUUUAAUGAACGUAAACACAGUGGACGGCACUUCUCAAAUCAGAGGCUGCAGAUUUAUCAAUAUGUCUGUCCUGCUGCCUUCAGAUGGCUGCAGAUGUUUAAUGAACUGAAGGAGAAGCUUUUCAUACAGUAUAAAGCAGCUGUGGACAACUGAUACUGUAAGAAUCACUCAUUCAUUUGUAGGUAGCGGACUGAUUUACCGAUGUUGCUGCUUUAACCACGUUAAAUGCUAUUUUUUAUAUUUUUUUAAAGGCAUCUACUGGCUGGAGAAUGUUUAAUUAUGUUUAUUAUGCAAUAAUAGCAUUAUUGUUUUAUCGAGGUAUUUUGUUUUCUGUUGAUAAAACCAUCAGAUUGGCAGCAGAUUGAUGUUGCGCCAGAAACCGACAUGGUUCUGAGACGUCUAUUCUCAGCACAAAGUCUAAAUUUUGUUUAUUAAAUAUAUUUAAAAUUGUAUGCGACCUCACAUGAAUUUACUUUUAGUUUAUUUAUUGAUAAUUAAGACAUUUGUAUGUAAGCAUACUCUCUACAUGUAAUUAGUGAAGUCAGUUUACAUGAUUAGUAAAGCAUCAGUACAUGUGUAAACUUGAGAAUGUGCUUUUGAGGAUUUGCUGUUUGUUGUGUGGGAUUUUUUAGAAUCUGCUAUAGCUCAUGUCAAAGUUUUCAGGGCUGUGUUUAAAAAAAUGUAAUAAAAAUGGAUUCUGUCAUCUUUUUAAUUAAAUGUUACUUAGAAUUCAUUCUUAAUAGGAACAAGUGUCAAAGUGUGUGGUCCUAUAAACACCGGCUGGUAUCCAAAUGUUACAUUAUUUUGUAUCUGUAUUUAAUUGUAUAACCUACUGUGUAAUCUGUGACACGUUUUUAUUUAAAUGUUUUAUAAAUGGUUAUAGUCA